This is a messenger RNA of Menidia menidia (Atlantic silverside), 5256 nucleotides long. NCBI's taxonomy places the organism in Eukaryota, Metazoa, Chordata, Actinopteri, Atheriniformes, Atherinopsidae. The record is from the annotation of a GenBank genome assembly.
AUGGCAAAGAUGGCAACCUUGAUUUUGGAGGACGGGGCGACGUUUAGUGGCCGCCUUUUUGGUGCAAGUGUGUCGGUUUCUGGAGAAGUUGUGUUUCAGACGGGCAUGGUGGGCUACCCAGAGGCCCUGACGGACCCCUCCUACCGCUGCCAGCUGCUCACACUCACCUACCCUCUGGUCGGAAACUACGGAGUACCGAAGGAUGAGGAGGGAGAGUUUGGACUGAGCAGGUGGUUCGAGUCAUCCAGGAUCCACGCGGCGGCUUUGAUCAUUGGAGAGCUGUCGGACAGUCCCAGCCACUGGAGCUCGGUCAAGUCUCUGGACCAGUGGCUCAAAGAGCAAGGCAUUCCCGGAUUGCAAGGGGUGGACACCCGCCGGCUGACCAAAAAGAUCCGGGAGAAGGGCACCAUGCUGGGGAAGCUGGUUCUGGACGGGACUCCUGAAGACAGCGUCCCCCUGGAAAACCCGAACCAGAGAAACCUGGUCAAGGAGGUGUCCAUGAAGGAGCCGAGGAUAUUCAACCCCAGUGGCAGCUUGCGCAUCACAGCGUUGGACUGCGGCAUAAAGUACAACCAGAUCCGCUGCCUGGCCCGGAGAGGGGCCCGCGUCACAGUGGUGCCGUGGGACCACCCGCUGGAUGUCUCUGAUUUUGACGGUCUGUUCAUCAGUAAUGGACCCGGGGACCCCGAGUUCUGCACGGCCACCGUCAACAACGUGAGGAAGGUGGUCUGUGUGGAUCAACCGAAGCCGGUUUUCGGCAUCUGUCUGGGACACCAGCUGCUCUCUUUGGUCAUCGGGGCAAAGACCUACAAGAUGAAGUAUGGAAACCGCGGCCACAACCAGCCGUGCGUCCACAACGGAACGGACCGCUGCUUCAUCACCAGCCAAAACCACGGCUUCGCGGUGGACCCCGACACGCUGCCGGCCGACUGGGACCACAUGGCCGGCCCCACAGACCUGCUGAGCCUGUUUGACGUCUUCCUCGACACCGUGAAAGACCACAAAGAGGGAGUUUCUGCUAAAUCUGUGAAGCAGCGUUUGCUGGACCACCUCACGUACCCCGGCUCCCCGAAAGCUGAAGAGGUUGUCAGACCCAGGAAAGUCCUCAUCCUGGGCUCUGGGGGUCUGUCCAUCGGCCAAGCUGGAGAGUUCGACUACUCGGGCUCACAGGCUAUUAAGGCUAUGAAGGAGGAGAAUGUCCAGACGGUGCUGAUCAACCCCAACAUCGCCACUGUCCAGACCUCCAAAGGUCUCGCGGACAAAGUGAUAAAGAACGAGCGUCCCGACGGCGUUCUGCUGACCUUCGGCGGCCAGACGGCGCUGAACUGCGGCGUGGAGCUGACCAAGCUGGGCGUGCUGGAGAAGUACAACGUCAGGGUCCUGGGAACGCCGGUGGCCUCCAUCGAGAUGACGGAGGACAGGAAGGUCUUCGUGGAGAAAAUGGAGGAGAUCAACGAGCACGUCGCCCCCAGCGAGGCGGCGCUGUCCGUGGAGCAGGCGGUGGCGGCGGCGGAGCGCCUGGGUUACCCGGUCCUGGUCCGCUCCGCCUUCGCUCUGGGCGGUCUGGGCUCCGGCUUCGCCAACGGCCGGGAGGAGCUGGUCGCCCUGGUAACGGCGGCCUUCGCCCACACCUCCCAGGUGCUGGUGGACAAAUCCCUCAAGGGAUGGAAGGAGAUCGAGUACGAAGUGGUCCGAGACGCCUACGACAACUGCAUCACAAAUAUCGACCCCCUGGGCAUCCACACCGGGGAGUCCAUAGUGGUGGCCCCCAGUCAGACUCUGAACGACUAUGAGUACAACAUGCUGCGCAACACGGCCAUCAAAGUCAUCCGCCACCUCGGCAUCGUGGGGGAGUGCAACAUCCAGUAUGCUUUGAACCCGGAGUCGGAUCAGCUGGGCCUGGGAAUCCCGCUGCCACUGCUCAAGAAUUCUGUCACCAACUCGACGACGGCCAACUUCGAGCCCAGCCUGGACUACUGCGUGGUGAAAGUGCCCCGCUGGGAUCUCAGCAAGUUCCUCCGGGUUUCCACCAAGAUCGGCAGCUCCAUGAAGAGCGUUGGGGAGGUGAUGGCCAUCGGUCGGAGCUUCGAGGAGGCCUUCCAGAAAGCUCUGAGGAUGGUGGACGAGAACUGCGUCGGCUUCGAUCCCAACAUCAAACCCGUCUCUGAGAAGGAGCUCCAGACUCCCACCGACAAGCGCAUCUUCGUGCUGGCGUCGGCGUUCCAGGCCGGCUACACGGUGGACCAGCUGUACGCGCUCACCAAGAUCGACCGCUGGUUCCUGCACAAGAUGAAGAACAUCGCCGACCACGAGCGGCUGCUGCAGACCUACAACCAGAUCGCCGUGGCCGUCCAGAGCACUGAGCUGGCCGUCAGAAAGCUGCGGCACGACUGGUCCAUCGUCCCGGUGGUGAAGCAGAUCGACACGGUGGCGGCGGAGUGGCCGGCCCACACCAACUACCUGUACCUCACCUACCACGGCACGGAGAACGACCUGGGCUUCGGCGAGCAGCACGUGAUGGUGAUCGGAUCGGGCGUGUACCGCAUCGGCAGCAGCGUGGAGUUCGACUGGUGCGCCGUCGGGUGCAUCACAGAGCUCAGGAAGAUGGGCUAUAAGACCAUCAUGGUGAACUACAACCCCGAGACUGUCAGCACAGACUACGACAUGUGUGACCGUCUCUACUUCGAUGAGAUCUCCUUUGAGGUGGUGAUGGACAUCUAUGAGAGGGAGAACCCGGAGGGCGUGAUCCUCUCCAUGGGGGGCCAGCUGCCCAACAACAUCGCCAUGUCCCUGCACCGCCAGAAGUGCCGCAUCCUGGGAACGUCCCCCGAGUUCAUCGACAGCGCCGAGAACCGGUUCAAGUUCUCCCGCAUGCUGGACACCAUCGGCAUCAGCCAGCCGCAGUGGAAGGAGCUCGGCGCGGCCAUGAACGUGGCCUACAGCGACCGGGACCUGGAGAAGUACCUGAGCAACGCCACGGCCGUGUCCAAGGAGCACCCCGUCGUCAUCUCCAAGUUCAUACAGGAGGCAAAGCACGUGGAGAACGCCGGCGUGCACUCGGGCGACGCCACGCUGGUGACGCCGCCCCAGGACCUCAACCAGAAAACUAUCGACAGGAUCAUGAGGAUCGUCCACGCCAUCGGCCAGGAGCUGCAGGUCACGGGACCCUUCAACCUGCAGCUGAUCGCCAAGGACGACCAGCUGAAGGUGAUCGAAUGCAACGUACGAGUCUCCCGCUCCUUCCCGUUCGUGUCCAAGACGCUGGGGGUGGACCUGGUUGCCUUGGCGACGCGGGUCAUCAUGGGAGAGGAUGUGGAGCCAGUGGGUCUGAUGAGAGGGAAAGGAGUGGUGGGGGUGAAGGUGCCCCAGUUCUCCUUCUCUCGACUGGCCGGCGCUGACGUGGUCCUCGGGGUGGAGAUGACCAGCACCGGAGAGGUGGCGUGUUUCGGGGAGAACAGAUACGAGGCCUACCUCAAGGCCAUGAUCUCCACCGGCUUCAAGAUCCCCAAGAAGAACAUCCUGCUGUCCAUCGGCAGCUACAAGAACAAGAGUGAGCUGCUGCCCACCGUACAGGCUCUGGAGUCUCUGGGAUACGACCUGUACGCCAGCCUGGGAACGGCUGACUUCUACACAGAGCACGGGGUCAAGGUGACCGCCGUCGAUUGGCCGUUUGAGGAGGAGGACAGCGACUGUCCCAACAAAGAGAAGCAGCGCAGCAUCAUGAACUACCUGGAGGAGAACCACUUCGACCUGGUGGUGAACCUCUCCAUGAGGAACAGCGGCGGGCGGAGGAUCUCCUCCUUUGUCACCAGAGGCUACAGGACCAGGCGCAUGGCGGUGGACUACUCGGUCCCGCUCAUCAUCGACAUCAAAUGCACCAAGCUCUUUGUUCAGGCUCUCCGUCAGAUUGGAAGUUUUCCCCCAGUGAAGACUCACAUUGACAGCAUGGCCUCCCAGACGCUGGUCCGCCUGCCCGGUCUGAUUGAUGUGCAUGUUCACCUGCGGGAGCCCGGCGGCACGCAUAAGGAGGACUUCUCCUCCGGCACGGCGGCUGCUCUGGCGGGGGGAGUGACCCUGGUGUGUGCGAUGCCCAACACCUCCCCCGCCAUCACCGACGCCAGCUCCCUGGCCCUGAUGCAGCGGCUGGCCAAAGCCGGGUGCCGGUGCGACUAUGCUCUUUAUGUGGGCGCGGCCUCGGACAACGCCGCCCAGCUGCCGCACAUCGCCAGCCACACCGCCGGCCUGAAGAUGUACCUGAACGACACCUACUCCACCCUGAAGAUGGACAACCCCGGGGCCGGUCAGGCCGCCCCCGUGCAGGCGGCCCACUUCCAGACGUCCCCGCUGCUGCACGCCUUCGUGGGCCAGCACAUCCUCUCCGUCAGGCAGUUCAGCAAGGAGCAGAUCUCACACCUUUUCAACGUUGCUCACACUUUGCGUUUGAUGGUUCAAAAGGAGCGAAGCCUGGAAAUCCUAAAGGGAAAGGUGAUGGCGUCCAUGUUCUUCGAGGUGAGCACGCGCACCAGCAGCUCCUUCACGGCAGCCAUGCAGCGCCUGGGCGGCUCCGUCGUCCACUUCAGCGACUCCACCUCGUCCUCCCAAAAAGGAGAAUCGCUGGCAGACUCUGUGCAGACGAUGAGCAGCUACGCCGACGUCCUGGUGCUCCGGCACCCAACGCCCGGCGGCGUGGAGAAAGCGUCUCGCCUUUCCCGUAAGCCGGUGAUCAACGCGGGCGACGGCGUGGGCGAGCAUCCCACCCAGGCCCUGCUGGACGUCUUCACCAUCAGGGAGGAGCUGGGCACGAUCACCAUGGUCGGGGAUCUGAAACAUGGCCGCACCGUCCACUCUCUGGCCAAACUGCUGACUCAGUACCGCAUCACGCUGCGCUACGUGGCGCCCAAAAACCUCCACAUGCCAGCAGAGAUCACCAACUAUGUGGCCUCUAAAGGGAUCAAGCAGGAGACCUUUAAAAACAUCGAGGAGGCUCUGCCAGAGACCGACGUGCUCUACAUGACCCGGAUUCAGAAGGAGCGGUUCGGAUCUGACGAGGAGUACCAAGCCUGUUUCGGUCAGUUCAUCCUGACUCCUCACAUCAUGACGGCCGCCAAAAAGAAGAUGGUGGUGAUGCAUCCACUGCCCAGAGUCAAUGAAAUCAGCCCGGAGGUGGAUACAGACCCGAGGGCGGCGUACUUCCGUCAAGCAGAGAAUGGCAUGUACAUCCGAAUGGCUCUUUUGGCCACCGUACUGGGCAAAUAA